CCUGUGCGGUCAGUCAGUCGGUGUUUUGCAGCGGACGGAGAAUGUUGCUGAGGUUUCCCGCCAAACCUCACGCCAGUAACCUUUGAGCAAACCGUGGAAGCUUCGGAAAGAUGUCUUCGUUGAAGUGUUCACUCUGUCUCCUCUCAGAUCUUUAAACGCAGCGCAUUGACUGAUUUGUUUAUAGACUUUUUUUUUUUUUCAAACGCACGCCAUACAGCGUUAUUUCAAAACAAUUUUGAGACCGAUUGUGAUUUCUCUUGACGUUUUGAUUUAUGAGUCUUCAAGAUAAAAGAAAAGAAGAAUAAGCAAGAUAGGUUUUUUUGAAAAUUAAUAAAGAAAACACGGACAUGGUUUAUGAAAUGCUUUGGAAAGUAACCGAGAGCAGGUAGAAAGAAAAUUCAGGCAUUUGGUGAACAGUGGAAGUACAUAGACUUAUCCGCAUCCUUUCAAAAGCCAGACAUUUUAUAAAAGUGCAGGAUAUUCUUCUGUUACUGACAGUGUACGACAGUCACUACCUGGCACCAUGGCGGACGCUGAAACAGCAGCAACAAUAACGACUGUCAAUCCUUUCAACGAAGAAGAAAACAACGAUGGCCCCAGGAUUGGAUGGCCAGAUGGCCUCGUUAUCAUCGCGUACUUUGUGUUUGUUCUAGCUGUUGGGUUGUGGUCCUCAUACAAGAGCAAAAAUGCGAGUGUCUCUGGGUACUUCUUGGCCUCCAGAAAUAUGCACUGGAUACCCGUGGGGGCGUCUCUUUUUGCCAGCAACAUUGGCUCUGGGCAUUUCAUUGGUUUGGCUGGAUCCGGAGCGGCUUCGGGCAUAGCGGUGGCUGGCUAUGAACAAAGUGCCGUAUAUAUUUUGAUGCUCCUCGGAUGGCUUUUCGUACCCGUAUACAUGAGUUCGGGAGUGUACACGAUGCCCGAAUACCUCAGGGAGCGCUUUGGUGGUCAGAGGAUCAGAGUAUACCUGGCUUUCCUCGCUCUCCUUCUGUAUAUUUUCACCAAGAUAUCAGCUGACUUAUAUGCUGGUGCGUUGUUCAUCCAAUUGGCGCUAAACAAGACGUCGGAAGGGUGGCUCUACAUCAGUAUCGUGUUGCUGCUGGCCAUUGCUGCUCUCUUCACCAUCGCUGGGGGUUUGACGGCCGUUGUGUGGACGGACUUUGUCCAGACGAUUCUGAUGGUCAUUGGAGCAUUUAUCCUCAUGGGAAAAUCAUUCGCGGCUGUAGGCGGUUUCCAAAACUUGGUCGACAAAUACCCUUAUGCCAUGGCAACUUAUCGGGCAUUCGAUGAAUCCAACAAAACUUGUAACAGACCACCCUCCGAUUACAUGAGCCUGAUUCGAACUAUAACACCCGGUGCCAGCGACUACCCUUGGACUGGAAUGGUGUUUGGGCUUGCCAUUAAUUCCAUCUGGUACUGGUGCACUGACCAGGUCAUUGUGCAACGAACACUAGCCAGCAAGAACAUGUCACAUGCUAAAGCUGGCUGCAUCCUCGCUUCUUACCUGAAAUUCUUACCCUUGUGGUUGCUGGUGUUCCCGGGAAUGGCUGCAAGAGUUCUAUUCCCAGAGACUGUCGGUUGUUCGGCGCCGGAUGUUUGUAAAUCGAUUUGUAACAAGGCGAGCGGCUGCAGCGAUAUUGCUUACGUGGAGCUCGUCCUGAACCUUCUUCCGACAGGCCUCUCUGGUUUGAUGCUGGCAGUGAUGAUGGCAGCGCUCAUGUCUUCUCUGACGUCCAUCUUCAACUCGGCCUCCACCAUCUUCACCAUCGACGUUUGGAUGUGGGGGAGGAAGAGGCUGCUGAAGAAGAAGGAAGUUUCGGACACAGAGCUCCUCAUCGUGGGCCGACUGUUCGUUCUGGUUCUGGUGGUCAUUUCUGUCAUCUGGAUUCCAGUGAUUCAAUCCUUAGGGAGUUCACAGCUGUUUGAUUAUAUCCAGGCAAUUUCUUCCUUCCUGGCUCCACCAAUCUGCGCAGUCUACCUUCUCGCCAUGUUUUGGGAGAGAACCAAUGAACCGGGUGCCUUCUGGGGUCUGAUGGUGGGCUUAGCUAUUGGAAUGCUGCGAUUCGUCGUCCAGUUUUCGUACGUUGUUCCCCCCUGCGGCUCAGGCUUGCCUGACCCCCGGCCGGACUUUGUGAAAGCUGUCGUAGGAAACGUCCAUUUCCUUCACUUUAGCUGCUUCCUUUUCCUCAUUUCUGCCGGAGUCACCAUAGGAAUAUCCCUGAUGACUCCACCAAUCCCCUCCGAAUGCCUCUACCGCCUGACAUUCUGGACCCGAUGUGAUCCUCGAGUUCGGACUCCUUUGGAACCUGAUUCACCAAAAAGUGAUUCAUCCAAAAUCAGUACAAACCCCACUGAAGGAUCACAAGAAAUGGCCCUUGAACAGGAAGAAGAAGACGUCCCUCUGCCAAGACGCCUUUUGAAUGUCUUGUGUGGGGCAUCCAGUAAAAAGAGAGACACCGAAACCAAAGAGCCAGAACUUUCACCCGAACAGCAAGCGGAAGAAGCUGCAAAAUUCUUGGAGGAAGUCCCUUUCUGGCGGAAUUUUCUCAAUAUCAACGCAAUUAUCUGCCUCACUUUAACAACCUUCGUGUGGGGAUUCUUUGCUUAAUGAAUGGAGAGACGAGGAAGAAGAAAAUAUGCCACAUCAUUCCCAUUAUCAGCUGCGAGGUCGAACGAAUCCGUGCUGAGCAGAGGAAGCGGGAAUCGUUUCAAGGCGUCACCGACUCAUAAUGACUAAAAACAAGAAGAAAUGAAGGAUGCCGAAAGGCCUUUUUAUACGGCAUUUGCACUUUAUGAGGUAUUCGUGUCCGUAAGCAGUGGGGAAUCAUGUCUAUUGUAUAAUAAUUUCACUACAUUUUACGAGUGAUAUCGAAAAAACCACGGGGUAUGUAAUCUUAUCUAAGAGAUAUAGUGACAGCUUCUUAUGAUUUAUGAUUAUCAGAUGGUCUGGCACUGCAUUCGUACUGAACAUAUAAGAGCUGCAGAUAAUAGCACAAGAUAACAGAAAAUGGUUAUAACAUAAGCCAGGUUCAGUAAGGAAGUUAGCAAUCGCGGGAAGUCGAUUGAAUGUAAUGAUGGAACGCAAAUCUGCAAACGCUUCAUUUCCGUUCUUUUAGGCAAAACUCUCAGAUUGACGGUGACAUCCACGAUAUAUAAUCAUUACUAUAUCGUGGUGACAUCUUUGCAUAAAACAUUAGAAAUCUAUAAACCUUAAAAACUACGGAACUCCUCCUAGGUGGGCAAACAAUGAUUUUAUAAAUUAUUGUCUCUAAGUAUUAACUAUUUGUAUAUAUCCAGUUAUUGCAUUGUCACCCCUUUUAUCUUAGCAUGUUUUACGUGAAUUUGGUAUGAAUAUCUAAAUUAGAUGUCAACCUUUGGUUGACCAAUAAAUAAUAAUUUUGUAAAUCGUCAUAUCAGGAAAGAUGUUGCUGUAUACAUUAAGCAGGUUUCUUUGAUAUGGCGCACAGCAUUGUUAGCUUUAAGUCUUGUCCUGUUAUAAGUUGACAUGUCAAAUAUAGUGUAUAAGAUUUAGCAUCGGAGAACAUCUUUUGUUGAUACGAUAUCUAAGUUAUAUUAUCAUAAUAAAGAGUUCUUUGUUAUGUUUUUA
Molecule: messenger RNA, 3604 nt
Organism: Macrobrachium nipponense
Lineage: Eukaryota; Metazoa; Arthropoda; Malacostraca; Decapoda; Palaemonidae
Product: sodium/mannose cotransporter SLC5A10-like
Exons: 14
Coding region: 524-2605 (693 amino acids)
Biological process (GO): transmembrane transport
Cellular component (GO): plasma membrane
Molecular function (GO): D-glucose:sodium symporter activity
Source: RefSeq, a predicted model, not a curated record